AUGUCCAGUCAGAAAGCGCACCAGCCUCUAUUCGUUCUCAAGCAGCACAGCAGCGCGGUUAUGACAUGUGCGAUGGAUGAGCAGAAGGUGUUUCCACGGCUUUUGUUGAGUGGAGAUGGUGACGGCGUCGUAAAGUUGUGGGAUCUUGAACUUCGCGCCCCCUUGCUCUCGUUCCAUGCGGUCAACAGGGCCUCUUUGGAUGCAGAAACCAAUAACCAAAACAAGGAGUCGCCCGUUUUUCUUGUUAGUAGUGGUGUAAUGAAGGUUGGAUUUUUGACCUUUCAAGGACUGGCUGCCACAGCAGGAGAGAAAGGGGAAAAUGUCCUUUUCUACACCCAGUGCAGGAAUCAACACGUGCACAUUUGGCGAGUCGUUUUGGAAUGCGAUGAUGAUGAUGAUUUUGAGGAACUUCAAUCAAAUAAUGCAGGAGGGACUUCUUUGGAGUUAUUGCACAAAAUCAGUGUCCCACAACACGGUUUUUGUACUGUGCCGUGUGCUGCCAUAUCGUGUAGUGAACUGCAGUUGGCCAUUCCACACGAUAACGACGGAAUGAUCAGCUUGUGGAGCAUUGGUUUGGUUGACAAAAGCGGAAAGAAUUGGGAAGGGCUGCGCGUUACAUGUAAAAAAACUUUUUCUGCGUCGGGACUGGAAACAAAGUGUGGAACUAUCAUGUGCAUCAACUACCGGGAUGGAACUCAUAUUGCUCUGGCCUUUGAGAGUGGUCAUUUGACGCUUAAUAACUUUUGCGGCGAGCGACUUGCCAUCGUUCGUGCCUUUUCGGAAACGGCACUAACAUGUGUGUGGUCUGGCAACAUGCUACUUGCCUCCUCAGCAGAUGGACAACUCCACUGCUACGCCGUUGUAAGCGAAAAGAACGAGGCGCUUGACAAUCCCCCCAGCGAAGCAGAUGUCACGUUGACGCUUGUCAUACAGUGGGAAGCCUCCCUACGCAAGGGUCUAGGUAGCGUGGCACUGCAACGCCAUUUGGCUGUGGUGGGGUCAUGGGACCACACAAUGAGACUCUACGAUGAAGGAUCGGGCCGUGUCGUAUCCAUCUUGACGUUUCACAGUGGGCCUGUCAAUGAUAUCGCUCUGGUUCCUGCUUCGUUGGCGCAGUAUGCCUCGUUUGGAUUUGAUGUGCGACGCCCACGUUGGUGCAGUGCCAAAGCCUCCAAAAUCAAACAAGAGGAAGAUUCUGUGUAUCUUUUUGCUUCAGCCAGUGGGGAUUUCACAAUUGCUGUUUGGCGCCUGGACUUCAAGAUGCUGCGUGCGACGGAUGUGAGUGCCAUCUGA
This is a messenger RNA of Trypanosoma cruzi, 1293 nucleotides long. RefSeq lists its product as uncharacterized. The coding region runs from base 1 to 1293 and encodes 430 amino acids. The record is from RefSeq and is a predicted model, not a curated record. NCBI's taxonomy places the organism in Eukaryota, Euglenozoa, Kinetoplastea, Trypanosomatida, Trypanosomatidae. Gene Ontology annotation, molecular function: protein binding. The transcript has a single exon.